AUGUCUCUCAUUACUUCUCAUUCCCAAUGCAAUCACGAGAGUUGCUCCUCUUCUUCAAACAGUUCGAAGAAGACUCGUAAACCAGCGAAGAUAUGGUCCGAAAAGGAAGAUUAUUUAUUAAAGAAAGGCGUUGAAGAGUUUGGUAAAAACUGUUGGAAGGCCGUUUCCCAAGUUGUUCCCGGUCGUACACGGAAACAAUGUCGCGAGAGGUAUUUAAAUCAUUUGGAUGAAAAUGUCCAGAAGACAGCUGCUUGGUCAAAAGAGGAAGACUCUUUGAUUUUGAAGAAACAGGAAGAGCUUGGAAAUCGAUGGACUGAAAUCUCAAAGUUUUUGCCUGGAAGAGCAGCAAACACAGUCAAAAACAGAUUCUUCUCAUACCUUUCGAAACUCAAGGAAAAAAGAAGAUCACCAUCAAACGUUGGAACACCUUCCGCGUUCGUCCCAGCAUCCCCUCGAGAUUUUGUCGUUUUGUAA
This is a messenger RNA of Entamoeba invadens IP1, 474 nucleotides long. RefSeq names its product transcription factor MYB75, putative. Gene Ontology annotation, biological process: regulation of DNA-templated transcription. Gene Ontology annotation, molecular function: DNA-binding transcription factor activity, RNA polymerase II-specific; RNA polymerase II cis-regulatory region sequence-specific DNA binding. The record is from RefSeq and is a predicted model, not a curated record. NCBI's taxonomy places the organism in Eukaryota, Evosea, Mastigamoebida, Endamoebidae. Gene Ontology annotation, cellular component: nucleus. Bases 1 to 474 code for a protein of 157 amino acids. The transcript has a single exon.